Molecule: messenger RNA, 2294 nt
Organism: Sphaeramia orbicularis (orbiculate cardinalfish)
Lineage: Eukaryota; Metazoa; Chordata; Actinopteri; Kurtiformes; Apogonidae
Product: monocarboxylate transporter 2-like
Exons: 6
Coding region: 417-1853 (478 amino acids)
Biological process (GO): transmembrane transport; monocarboxylic acid transport
Cellular component (GO): basolateral plasma membrane
Molecular function (GO): monocarboxylic acid transmembrane transporter activity
Source: RefSeq, a predicted model, not a curated record
AUGGAGUGACACAGAUUUUGAUAGCUGCAGCCAUCACACUUGGUUUGGGCAGAUCAUGUCCACAGCUAACCAUGAUCCGAUGGUUCUGGGCCUGAUGCCAAGGGUUGAACAGAAAACAUUCUUCCACACAAGUUUAUGUCUAUCUGUUACUUGCAAGUGGUGUGAUAGAGACUUUGUUCUCCUUGAUGCAAGACCACCUUUCUUCUGUUUUCAUGGCACGUGCAGGUGAAAGCCAGGGCUUUGGUGUGUAUGACGGUCUAUUUACCAUGUGAGCACACGUGAUCAGAUCAAAGACCUUACAACAGGGUCUGUCUGAGGGAAACGGUCACAGAGUGGCACAACAACAACCAGUUCAUAGCCUGGUCAAUACAGAUUUAAGGACUGAGCUGAGGUGAGCUGCAAGAGGUGAAUUGAAUAUGCCCCCUGCAGCAACAACCAGUCUGGGGUACAGCCCACCCGACGGAGGCUGGGGCUGGGCUGUCGUUUUUGGCUCUUUCAUCUCCAUAGGAUUCUCUUAUGCUUUUCCCAAGUCCCUCACUAUCUACUUUAAGGAAAUCCAGGAAUAUUUUUCUGUUUCCUACAGUGAGAUUGCCUGGGUGUCUUCAGUCAUGCUUGCUUCCAUGUAUGCAGGAGGGCCUGUGAGCAGUGUACUUGUCAACCGCUAUGGCAGCAGACCUGUAGUUAUGGUUGGUGGGGUCAUGGUUGGAACUGCUAUGUUGCUUGCUUCUUUUGGCACAAGCAUCAUGCAUCUUUACCUUUGUGUUGGACUAAUUGGAGGUUUUGGUCUUGCCUUCAAUCUGCAGCCGGCUCUGACAAUCAUAGGUACUUACUUCCAGGUGAAAAGGCCACUGGCAAAUGGACUCGCUAUGACAGGAAGUCCAGUCAUUCUGUCAACCCUAGCUCCUCUUAAUCAGUUUCUUUUUGACUCUUUUGGCUGGAGAGGAAGCUUUCUCAUUCUGGGUUCAAUCUGUCUGAACUGCUGCGUAGCUGGUUCUCUGAUGAGACCGGUCACCAAAGUGGUCCCACCCAAACCAGGCCCUGGACCUCCUGGGUGUAAUGGGGCUGCUGCUGAGGAGGACACCAGGGUCCAGUCAGAAAACCUCCAAACUGAAGAAGCCAAAAGUGAAAGCAAGAGUCAGAGCUGUGCAGAAAGAUUCAUAGAUUUCUCACUUUUCAAACACAGAGGCUUCCUCAUUUAUCUUGUUGGUAAUGUGGUUCUGUUUUUUGGCUUUUUUGCACCCGUUGUUUUUCUGGCCCCAUAUGCCAAACACCAAGGGAUUGAUGAAUACUCGGCAGCUUUGUUGCUCACUAUUUUUGCAUUAGUCGAUAUGUUUAUCAGACCAGUGACAGGUUUCUUAGGCAACACCAAGCUAGUAAGACCAAAGAUUCAGUAUUUUUUCAGUUUUGCAGUUUCAUACAAUGGAAUAUGUCACCUUUUGUGUCCACUUCUGCCUGGAUAUGCGGGCUUGGUUGGUUACGCGGUCAUCCUGGGUUUAGGUUUUGGCAUGGUGUCUGCUCUGCUCUUUGAAGUUCUGAUGGACCUUGUUGGAGCUCAUCGCUUCUCCAGCGCAGUUGGACUUGUGACCAUAAUAGAAUGUGGACCUGUUCUUCUUGGACCUCCAAUUUCAGGAGCUCUGGUUGAUGCUUACGGGGACUACAAAUACAUGUACUACGCAUGUGGUGUGUUUAUGCUGGCGCCUGGUAUAUUUUUAUUUGUCAUGCAUUACUUCAACUACAAGAAACUGGAGGAGGAGCAGAGGCAGAGUGUGGCUGUGGAAAUGAGGACUUCUGAGGAGACAGUUCAACUUAAUAUGAGUCAGAGCGAUAAAUCAACAAAUAAAGCACAUGGAUGAACUUCAUUUUACUGCAGAACAUACACAUUGUUGGUAAUUAUUGAUCAAAGUUAUUUUCUAUCUUGAAUGUGGGUUUUGGAUUCUGUGGACUUUGGUUACAUUUUCUAGUUCAUGUCUAUAGACCAACUUUUGCUGUAUUAAUUUCUAUUUUGUAUAUUACUUUUACAUUGUAAAACGUGUAAUAAUUGUUGCUUUAUGGCUUUUGGAAUGGAAGGAAUCCUGGAAUAACCCUGUCCUUUAAUUGUUAAUAAAAUACUCUCUUUUUCACCUGCUGAAUUAAAAGUCAUAAUCAGGAGGGACUUGGAGAAAAUAAUGCGUCAAAACCCAACAACAUCCAAGUCUUCUGUUCAGUGUAGACCUACCACUAGAUGGCAGUGCAAUCUUUGAUGUGAGGACAUAAAAUGCAGCACAUCUCUCCGAUUAAACUGCAAUUAAUCAACA